Molecule: messenger RNA, 1098 nt
Organism: Selaginella moellendorffii
Lineage: Eukaryota; Viridiplantae; Streptophyta; Lycopodiopsida; Selaginellales; Selaginellaceae
Product: transport and Golgi organization protein 2 homolog
Exons: 5
Coding region: 140-949 (269 amino acids)
Source: RefSeq, a predicted model, not a curated record
UAAUUCUCUCGUGGGAGGUGUGAGAGAGACGACCAAGGCCAUGGGAUUCGAACGCUCGCACUUAGGGUAAUUGUUCUCUGUGUAAUCGAUCGAUCGAUCGAGAGUUCUCCGAUCGAUAGCAAAAUCUCUCUCGCGGAGAAUGUGUGUGGCAAUAUGGGCGCUGGAGGAGCAUCCGAUCUACAAAUUCAUCCUCACGCACAACCGCGAUGAAUUUCACUCGAGGGAGUCUUGCCCCGCUCACUGGUGGAAGGAAGAGCCGGGGAAUAUUCUCGCCGGUCGCGAUGGCAAGGAAGGAGGCACCUGGCUGGGAAUAUCCGCGACUGGCCGCCUGGCGUUUGUGACGAAUAUUCGCGAGCCACUCGAAAAGAAUGCCGCUGUCUCGAGAGGAUUUUUGCCUGUGCAGUUUCUACAGAGCGAGUUGAAUCCAAAAGACCACAUCGACCAGCUUUCCUCACAAGCGAUGAGCUACAAUGGUUUCAAUCUUGUGGUGGCGGAUGUACACUCGGGAGAAAUGGCUUGCUACUCGCACAGCCUCAAACUCGGGGAUACUCUCACGCACGAUAUCUCGAGAGGCAUUCAUGGAGUGAGCAAUGGAGUUUUCGAAUCAAACUGGCCCAAGGUUGAUAGGGGCAAACGCAAACUCAAAGAGCUACUCGAGAGGUAUCCGAACGAGGAAAUCCCCGAUAAGAUCAUCAUCGACGAGCUCUUGCGCGAUGGACGAGUUUUUGAGGACUCGGUUCUCCCGGCGACUGGCGUCACUCUGGAACGGGAGCGAAUGCUCAGCCCACUCUUUGUCAGCCAGGAGCAGUAUGGAACGAUCUGUAUGACGAUCAUAGCCGCGCGGCGAGACGAGGUCGUGUCAGUGUAUGAAGAGUACUUGAGCGGCGGGGUCUGGAAGAACCACAAGGUAGAAUUCGCAAUGAAGAAGCUAGAAUCGUCGUUAAACUAGCGCGAGCGUUCCAAAGAGGUCUGUGUUGUAGGAUCUAAUCUAAAGUUUUCUUGUGGAGCAACACUUACGCUAGAUGGAAUGGCCAGAACCAUAGAAACUGGCCUUAAAUGUAAUAAAUGAUUAAUUUACACUGUUUGCAUUAAGUAAAA